GGCUACUAUAUAAAAUGAAACCAAAUAGUUCGAUUCUUCAAUAGUUUUUUCGAAUCGCUUUAAGAUGUACAAAGUUGCUCUCCUGUUGGCGUUCGGAUUAUUUGCCGCGGUUUAUGCUGUGCCCUCGACAUAUGAUAAUGAGUAUACAUGGGUGACUGGAAAUCUGUCGAUUACCGUGCCAGCUAAUGCUGUGAUUGGAGGAUUUGAUCCCUAUGGAUACUACACAUAUAUAGGACGCGUUAUUUAUUCUACCAACAUUCUGCCUGCUCGUGUUGUUGCCGAAAAAGGCAUUGCCUACUUCAACACAGAUACUGUGAGCUACAGGUUGGUUAACUAUCAGCUGCUACUUGCCGAGGAUAACGUCUCCUUCGAGUGGAUUCGCAGCUUCGAUGGUUACCAGGAGAGGAAUGCAGUUUCUGUGGGAACAACACAUUGGAAUGAAAAUGUUUAUAUGUGCCGUGCCAAGGCCGAUGGUGGUUUGUUAGUUGGAACUCUAUUUCUAUCCCGGAAGGUGUGCAUUAUCAAGAACGAGGAUUUGCCCCUGCGUCAAUUCGAUAAGUACGAGAUUCUCGUCGCCAGAUCAAAGAUCAAUGGAACAGUCUGUUAAUUGAAUCGUAUUUAA
Molecule: messenger RNA, 622 nt
Organism: Drosophila innubila
Lineage: Eukaryota; Metazoa; Arthropoda; Insecta; Diptera; Drosophilidae
Exons: 2
Coding region: 65-607 (180 amino acids)
Source: RefSeq, a predicted model, not a curated record